AUGCCUGUAACCCACUUCGACGUUCCAGACAAGUACAGAUAUCAGAAUGGCUUCAGCUCAUAUCAUCAGACUGAGGCCAUUGAAGGAGCACUACCGGUGGCUGCCAACGCACCUCAGCAAAAUAGCCAUGGCUUGUACACCGAGAAACUCAGUGGGACCUCAUUCACCGCACCUCGUACUGAGAACCAACAAACCUGGCUCUACCGCAUCCUUCCCUCUGCUUCUCACCAGACCUUUACUACCGUACCGCCCAGUUCGACCUCGGCGCUGGAUACACCAACACCUAGCUUUCAUUCGAAGUUCCACGUCAUACCCAACCAGCUACGUUGGGACCCUUUUGACCUGGAUCCACAAGUGUCAUGGAUACAUUCAUUACAUUUGAUUGGAGGUGCAGGAGAUCCGACCAUGAAAGUCGGACUUGGCAUAUUUGUCUACGCGGCUGGCAAGUCAAUGCCCGAGAAGACUGCCUUCUACAGUGCCGAUGGCGAUUUCUUGAUUGUUCCCCAACAUGGGACUCUUGACAUACAGACCGAGCUCGGGCGGCUGUUGGUGAGACCGAAUGAGAUUUGUGUGAUACCCAGAGGUAUCCGAUACCGCAUCACCCUGCACGAUGACGAAGCGGUCAGGGGUUUUAUACUUGAGCUGUACGAAGGCCACUUUCAACUUCCGGAAUUAGGCCCAAUUGGAUCCAACGGUCUGGCCAAUCAUCGCGAUUUUCAAGUACCCGUUGCUCAUUUCGAAGAGGACUACGACGACACGGAGCAUACCAUUUACAGCAAGUUUGGUGGGAAUCUCUUCUCUGCCACGCAGAACCAUUCGCCUUUCGACGUUGUGGCAUGGCAUGGACUCUACUACCCGUACAAAUAUGACCUUGGUCGAUUCAACACCAUCGGCAGCAUUUCUUACGAUCACCCCGAUCCCAGCAUCUUCACUGUCCUUACCGCACCGUCGCGUGCGCACGGCCCUGGCACCGCGGUUGCCGACUUCGUCAUAUUCCCACCUCGCUGGCUAGUGGCAGAAAACACCUUUCGCCCGCCCUGGUACCAUCGCAAUACUAUGUCUGAGUUCAUGUCGCUAAUCUCAGGCACCUAUGAUGCCAAAGGUGGAGGAAAAGGUGGCUUCCAACCUGCCGGAGCAUCACUACAUAACACCAUGUCCGGGCAUGGACCUGACAUGCAGACUUUUGAGAAGGCCAGUACUACUGAAUUGAAACCCGCUAAGGUCGGUGAGGGAUCGAUGGCGUUCAUGUUUGAGUCGUGCCUCAUGAUGGGCGUGACGGAUUGGGGACUACACACUUGUCAAAAGGUGCAGGAAAAUUAUAACGAGGAGUCCUGGAAACCGCUAAAGGUUCACUUCAAAAGGCCUAAAAAGGAGUUUGUGGUUUCGAAUGGGGAAAAGGAAAAGGGCGUUGGAGAUGGAAAGGACAUGAGCAGUAUUCACGAUGCAAAAUAG
This is a messenger RNA of Endocarpon pusillum Z07020, 1452 nucleotides long. RefSeq names its product Homogentisate 1,2-dioxygenase. Gene Ontology annotation, molecular function: homogentisate 1,2-dioxygenase activity. The transcript is spliced from 2 exons. NCBI's taxonomy places the organism in Eukaryota, Fungi, Ascomycota, Eurotiomycetes, Verrucariales, Verrucariaceae. The coding region runs from base 1 to 1452 and encodes 483 amino acids. The record is from RefSeq and is a predicted model, not a curated record. Gene Ontology annotation, cellular component: cytoplasm. Gene Ontology annotation, biological process: L-phenylalanine catabolic process.